Messenger RNA from Coniophora puteana RWD-64-598 SS2, 1949 nucleotides. RefSeq lists its product as uncharacterized. The transcript is spliced from 7 exons. The record is from RefSeq and is a predicted model, not a curated record. NCBI's taxonomy places the organism in Eukaryota, Fungi, Basidiomycota, Agaricomycetes, Boletales, Coniophoraceae. The coding region runs from base 309 to 1949 and encodes 546 amino acids.
GUCUGCCUUCCUAUAUCUUCUCUUUCGUGAUACGUAAUGACACAAGAAGCUUCGCGGAUUAUACAAGAAAUAAUGUUUGCUUCGGAACCACACCGAGGUGAUGAUCUAAAGAAAGUGUUCGCAAGGCUAGUGGAACCUCAGGAGGAUCCAGUAUUCGUCCAGCAAUGUACCGGCGCCAUUCAUGAAGCAUUCCGAGUUGAUUGGAAAACUCAAGGGUCCAGCACACACUUCACACCGUUUGCGCACUCGUAGCAUACAAAGAGAGAUACAAUGCUCAGUACUGGGCAUUGCAGGGCCUGUGUAAUCUCAUGCAGAGCGGAAACGCUUCUGAGAAGCUGAGUUUGCUGAAAGAGAUGUUGAAAGAGGAUGUCGUUGGUGUAUUCUUACGAUACAUGCGACACCAGUUAUGUAUGAUGCGUAGUCUUGCUGUCAAUUCUCUCCGCGCGCUUGCGGACGCAUUCUUGGGGCUCCACAUAUCCUCUGAUACUGCAGGCGAAAUCAUCGAGCUACUCUGUGAUUAUGCGCUACAAGGGCCGGAGACUUUCAUCAGACAGAUGCUGGAUCCCGCGACGGCAUGGCAGAGCGCAAUGUUCAUGGGUAAAACGGAUAUAAGUCCCGAAGUCGCGAGUAAAGGCGCUCCGAGGAUUCAUGCCAUGGUUCAAAAUAGCGGGAUGUGGACCGUACACGGCAUUCUUCAUACUUUCCCUAUCCAACCACGGAGUUUUUGUCUUGACAUCCUCAAGAAGAGGCCUCAAAUCCUUGACCUUCUUCUGGAUUGCGCGAUUCUUAAUCGACCACCAGUCUAUCCAGAAACUCAGGUUCCUGCGACAGCCUGUGAGGUGCUAUGUCUAUUACUGGACUGGUCGGAUUACAUUGUACCGGGGCUCUCUCCGCCUGUCCCAACGGUGUACAAGACAUCAGAAUCGCGCGAUUUGAAGGUGAUGGCGCAAGCAUUAUCCGUUUUGACAUCGCGUCAGGACUGGAGCGAGAAGCUUAUUGAGGUAUGGAUGCAUAUAGAAGAAGAAGACAUGGAGACGGUUCGACGUCAUUUCACCAGACACCUUAACUCUGCUACUACAACCAGCCCACCAGGUGAAUCAGAAUUUGCCAAACUCUUUACAUUCCGAACCACUUGUCGCGUGUCAAUACUGCGUUUGAUUGCGUCUUUGACGCAUGCAUCCCAGACAUGUGGUGUCAAUAAUGUUCAGAUCGAGUCUCUCCUCCACCUGGCCUACCGAGGCUGUCACGACCAUGUCAAACGAUUCGGCGACGCUGACACAGAAGAGGCAGCGUUUGCUCGCCUUGAGUACGAUCGUGGCAUAUUUCAUUACCCUGCGGUGUCCCAGUUCCAAGAAAAACCCGUAGGUAUCCCAUUCAUAGUCCUUGAGCAGACAGUUCUUGGCCCCAUCGCGCUUAUUCGACUACUGGUCGUUCUUGCACAAAGAAGCGCACUAGCUGGCGUACAGGCGCUGCGCAAGGCACCACCCGGGCUUUCGCCAUCUACGUCGCUCAAACAAGUUAAACAGAUCACGCACCCUGACAUAAUUCGACGGGCGAUUACCAUCUCACAGGAACGCAUACUUGCCCAAAUUCAAAGAGGCCGGAAACAGCUUCUAAGGGGGAAAGAUGGGGGAACCAUCAAUCUUACGGGUGCAAUGUUUGCGAGCGCCGCUGAACUCGCCUUGGCCCUCAUUGCGCUGGAUACGUAUACAGACGGCGCUUACACGGAAGAAGUUCGGGGGGUGCGGAAACAGCUUGUCAUUGCGCUCGGAAAUGCCGCGCAGAUUGCACUGAAUCUCAGCCAGUAUCAGCGAGCGCUACACUUUGCGUCUGGUGCCGUUGGUGCAGCGGAAGACAUUUCUGAGGAUGAAGGUCUGGAUCCUGCUAUCAUCGAGAAAAACAAGCGGCGUGCGAGUCAAGCGCUUGCUGCACUUCAGCGUCACACAUAG